AUGCCCAGCCCGCCAACCGCUGGCGCCCUUGCGCCUCGUGUCGGAGGUCGAGCCAAGCCUGCUGCCCAGCAGAAGCCGACCAUUGAUGUCAAGAUCGACCGACACUUCAACUCGAAGGUCUAUACAUCAGGGUCGACCAUCGCGGGGCAGGCCAUUAUCAAGACUCAGCGAGACACUCCGUUUGAUGACAUUGACAUCAUCUUCACGGGCAUCGCGGCCACUCGCCUUGAUUUCGUCCAGCAAUACCCCUCGCACUCGUUCCGCCCUUUUAUGAAGCUGCGGAUGCCAAUCCCGCCCUCCUCCAUUCCCAGUUCCAGGGUCUUUGAGGCCGGGAAACCCUACUCGAUCCCCUUCCACUUCGUCGUCCCUCACCAGCUCACCCUGGGUGCCUGCAAUCACCACUGCAGCUGCCCCGCCGUCCGGGAGCAGCACUUGCGCCCUCCUCCGACCGUCGGUUUCUGGGAAGCCGACGAUCAGGCGCCUGAGAUGGCGCAGGUCGAGUACGCCAUCAAGGCGAGAGCGUACCGUAGGGCCGAGGAUGGCAGUUCAGCCAAGUUUAUGGAAGGGUACCACAUGGUCAAGGUCCUUCCCGCGCAGCCUGAGGACGCCCCCCUCGACAUCACUUUCAGGGAUGAGCGGUACAACUUGUCCAAGUCGAGGACAAUCCGAAAGAACCUCUUCGCCGCCAAGGCCGGAAAGUUGACUGCCACGGCCACGCAGCCUCGCGCUGUGAUGCUCGCCGCUGAUGGCCAUGGCGCGGCAAGCUCGACCGCAAGGGUUGAACUUCAGUUUGCACCCACGUCAGCGGAAACGGCUCCCCCCAAGAUCAACUCCAUUUCGGGCAAAAUCACGGCGGCCACCUUCUUUGGCGCUGCGCCUACAGACCUGUUGCCGAAUUUGGGAAGCCGCGCUGCGUACACGGCGAACCCUUCGCUCAGCUACACGACCACCAACACGCUCUUCUCCAACCCCAUCGACAGAGUGGGUUGGCAGCAGCGAAACACGAGCGGUCGACGCGAUUCUGGAUACUCGAGUCUCGGUGUCGAGGAAGACGCCUCCGAGACGGACUGCUCUGAGAGCCGUGGCCGCGUCGGCAAGAGCAAGAACUCCAAGAAAUGCCCGAUUCGGCAUUCAGCGGUCGUGGAGGUCCCCUUCAGCAUCCCGAUGACGAAUCGAAAGAUCUUCCUGCCGACCUUUCACUCUUGCCUCAUUUCUCGGACGUACACGCUGCAUCUGAGCUUAUCGGUCGGACCGACCAAUGCUGCCAUGACGCUGGCAGUCCCUCUGCAGAUUGGUGUGGAAACCAUCCACGAACCGCAGUUCGACGACGGCUUGCCGAGCUUCGACACCGCCAUGGCAGAGGAUGAGGGUGCCGACGUCGAUGCGCACCUUCAGCCUCGCAUCUUCCGAAUCCCCGAGAUGACCGCCCAGAGCAACAACCUGCUACCGGGUUACGAAGAGUUCGGCCGGUGGACAGUUGCAGUUGCAUAA
Molecule: messenger RNA, 1491 nt
Organism: Purpureocillium lilacinum
Lineage: Eukaryota; Fungi; Ascomycota; Sordariomycetes; Hypocreales; Ophiocordycipitaceae
Source: RefSeq, a predicted model, not a curated record